This is a messenger RNA of Phytophthora sojae, 2109 nucleotides long. Its product is annotated as protein-kinase-like protein. Gene Ontology annotation, molecular function: protein serine/threonine kinase activity; ATP binding. NCBI's taxonomy places the organism in Eukaryota, Oomycota, Peronosporomycetes, Peronosporales, Peronosporaceae. The transcript is spliced from 4 exons. The record is from RefSeq and is a predicted model, not a curated record. Bases 1 to 2109 code for a protein of 702 amino acids. Gene Ontology annotation, biological process: protein phosphorylation.
AUGGCGCUGCCGGCCAUCGGAGAGGACGCCAAGAUGCAGACGCAGCUCGCGUCCCCGUGCGCGUCGCUGGCGCGCGCUCCGUCCCUCUCGCCCUGCAGCUCGCAGCGCUCCGUGUCGUCCUCCGCCUCGUCGUCCGCGGAGCUGCUGGAGGCGCUAAAACCAGGGACUAAAACCUCGGGUAAAACCACCUCGGUCCCAUUCUGGAAGUACCCAAAUAAUAAUUCUCGACCUAUUUACCCGCAAGACGAAGACGACGUGGCGCCCAUUCGCCGCCGAUUCCACAGCUCCGACAUCAUUCUACGCAGCAGCGGGGCCAAGUUUGCCCAUUUCUACAGCCAGGACGGACCCAAUUGGAGGAAAAACACGUCGGGGUUCAGCGAUUCCAGCAGCUGCAGUCAUUUCAGCGCAGAGGACCAAUACGAGCCCGAGCCGCCGCUGGCCGACCCGGCGGAGCUGGCCAGACUGGCCCUAAGAAGAAGGACGUGCUCGGAGAAUUUCACGAAAAGCUCGAGGGCGCCAUCGUCAUUUUUCCAGAGGGAAAAUUCAUUUUACGAUGUGGAGGCGAGUUUUGAGUAUGGAGAGGGACGGAAGCACGUGGAGGAGGAGGAAGAGGAAGAGCACAAAACGGACGAGGAAGAUGCAGUCGCUGUGGAUAAUUUACUGGCGGAGUUGAAUGAGGAGCUGGAGGAAGAUGUAGAUGGACCCCUGGAGGCCGAAGUGCAGCCCGUGGAUGAUCUCUUUGAUGGAUCGUGGCCGUCUCAGGCGCUGCAAGGGGGAUUUUACAGUGGACUUGGUUCUACGCCGGCGUCGGGGUCCAAUUACUCGGUGGAAAGUGAUGGCCAGAAUCUUGAAAAGCUGCGGAACUUGCAGAAGCUGUAUCAGGAGGGGUUCAUUACGGUGACAGAGUACAAGGACCGCCGUGUGCAACUCGUGGACGAGUUGAGCGAAGCGGAUCAAACAAUUGCGAAGACGUCGGACUUGCUUUCCUUGGAGCUGCCAAUUAUUUAUCGUGAGCCACCUGACUUCGCGUUAUUGCGUGAGCGGGAUGCCAUCAAGCACGUAUUCGACUCAGAGCACCGCAGGUGGACGUCGUCGAGAAUCAAGAUAAAAAUUGAUACCGAGCCUUUCGCCAAGGGUGGGCUUCGUCAAGUGUUCCACCUGCAAGAUCUCAGUAUGCCGCCUCCUGCAUUAAGAGGAGACGAUAUCGACGAGGACAGCGUCAUGUCCAAGUGCACCAGCUACGUGGCGAAAAUCGCAAUCGACCCCAAUGAAAAUCCGGACACGUACUUCAAGGACGUCGAGAUGCAAGCCGUGGCGGCCAAGUACGCGAAGCUGUACAAUUCAUACAAUCCCCCGCGACGCGUUGAAUUUUUGGAGGCGUGGGUUCUUCAGCUGAUUCCAAGCGCUGUAAGUGGUGGUGGAGACCAGACUAUCGAGAAUCUGACGCUCAGUGGCACAAUUUGUGGUGUGGAACCAUUCAUUGCAGGGGAGUACCACAAACACAACAACAAUUUUGGCUACGUGAGCGAGCUGGAACGCAACACACCGCAGGCUUUCUCACACUUCACGUACGAGGCGUCAGGCCAACAAAUUCUCGUGGUCGAUAUCCAAGGCGUUGGUGAUCAUUACACGGACCCGCAGAUCCACACAAGGCGAGGGAAAGAGUUUGGCAAGGGGAACUUGGCGUUGCGAGGCUUUGAACGAUUCUUAGACUCGCACCGCUGCAACCCGAUCUGCCGAUACCUAAAGCUGCCAUUGAUCAACCCGAAGGACGAAGGGAGUAGACCGAUUGACCCGAAGGGUACAAUACCAGCGCAGACGUACAUGAGCCAGCCGGGCGUCGUGGUGGACCAAGUUGAUUCGGUGUUAUGUCAUUACUACGGCGACUCGAAGGCUUUUAAGAAGUAUAACGCGAAGAAGAAACGCGACAAGAAGAAGCGCGAGAAGCACCAGCAGAAGGCGCAUCGAUGUGGCAGUGGUGGCGUUGGAAUGGAAACCGCUGGUGAAGUCCAGCAAGCGGGCAACAGGUUUGCAGCGGCACUUUUGGACCAGCAGCGAUCGUGCACAUCUUAUGUGUGCGGCGGCGUCUCGCAGUGCACCGUGUCCUAA